Tripterygium wilfordii is the source of this 3521-nucleotide messenger RNA. Its product is annotated as probable LRR receptor-like serine/threonine-protein kinase At1g53430. Gene Ontology annotation, biological process: protein phosphorylation. NCBI's taxonomy places the organism in Eukaryota, Viridiplantae, Streptophyta, Magnoliopsida, Celastrales, Celastraceae. The transcript has 25 exons. Bases 258 to 3341 code for a protein of 1027 amino acids. Gene Ontology annotation, molecular function: protein binding; protein kinase activity; ATP binding. The record is from RefSeq and is a predicted model, not a curated record.
UCCGAACAACUGACUGUUCCUUGGAGACCCCUUCGACCCAUGUUUAUUUCUCUCAUUAAUUUCUCCUUUUGACCCCUUCAAGCCUCAAUCUUUUUCUUUAACAACUCCACUGUCUCAUUCUCUCUGAAAGAUCAAUCCUUUUUUGGGUUUUAAAGAACCCAUUUGUUUUUGCCUUUCAAGUGCUUGUUGUUUUGUUACUUUGAGGGAUUGCUUUGGUUUCCGCGACAUUUGAGAGGAACUUUUGUUGGCGGAGAGAAAUGGGUUUCGUCUUAUCACUCUCCAUGGUUUUCUCUGCUUUCGUGUUUGGAUUUGUGGCUUUGAAUGGCUUCGUGGCGCCUCAAUCUAAUGCUCAACUCUUGCCAGAGGAAGAAGUGGAAACUCUCAAAACAAUAUCUACAAAAUUGCAUAAUGAGCAUUGGAACAUUAAUCAAUCAUCUUGUGGUACCGUGCAGUGGAACACAACAGUCGACUUGACAAGCCAAACUGAAAGGCAAAGCAUUGUCAAAUGUGACUGUUCAUAUAACAAUGGCACUGUUUGCCAUGUCACUAACAUGUUGCUAAAGGGUUAUAAUUUAACUGGAGUUCUUGCGGAGGAAUUUGGUAAUCUUACAUAUCUGCAACAACUUGAUCUCACUCGGAACUAUAUCAACGGAACAAUCCCUGCUAGUUUUGGUCGACUACCUCUUACCAAUUUGUCACUUUUAGCAAACCGUCUCAGCGGUUCAAUUCCUCCUGAAAUUGGCAAUAUUUCUACGCUACUAGAACUGGUCUUGGAGGAUAAUUUGCUUGGAGGACAGCUACCCGAAAACCUUGGAAGUUUGGGAAGCUUGGCAAGACUCCUCCUUUCUGCAAAUAAUUUUACAGGAGAAAUUCCAGAAACAUUUGGAAAGUUGAGGAACUUCACAGAUUUUAGGAUAGAUGGGAGUUCAUUAUCAGGGAAGAUACCGGAUUUUAUUGGCAACUGGACGAAGCUAGAUCGACUGGACUUACAAGGCACAGGGUUGGCGGGUCCUAUUCCUCAAACAAUAUCCCAACUGACAAACUUAACUGAAUUGAGAAUUUCUGAUCUAAAUGGAUCAAGUUCAACUUUUCCUGAUCUGCAAGGCAUGAUAAACAUGGAGCAACUGAUACUAAGAAAUUGCUUGAUAAAUGAUUCAAUUCCAAAUACAUUCGAGGGAAACACUAAAUUGAAAGAAUUAGAUCUUAGCUUCAACAGGUUAACUGGCGAGAUUCCGGCAACAUUUCAGAAUUUGGGAAGUCUACAAUACAUGUUUCUGACAAACAAUUCACUUACUGGAGAAGUACCUGGAUGGAUAUUCAGCAGCAAUAAUAAAAAUUUGGAUUUAUCAUACAACAAUUUCACAGGCUCACCAGCAACUGGUUGCGAGAUGCCUGAAGUGAACUUAGUUGCAAGUCAUUCAUCUUCCCAGAGCAACUCGGUUAAUUGGUGCUUUACGAAUGAGCUCUCAUGCUCCAGUACAACCCAAUAUCAUUCCUUGUUUAUAAACUGUGGAGGAGGCGUAAUGAGUGUUGAGGGAGAUGACUAUGAGGAAGACCUAAAUCCAAGGGGGCCAUCAACCUUCAAUUCUGUAGGACAAAAAUGGGCUUAUAGUAGCACAGGGACCUAUAUGAACAAUGACGAUGCUGCUUUCCUUGCAACAAACUCAUUUUCUCUUAAUGUAAGUGGUGAAGAGUUUUACAAAACUGCCCGUCUGGCUCCUCUGUCACUCAAGUACUAUGGCCUUUGCCUGCAAACGGGCAGUUAUAAAGUGAAGCUCCACUUUGCGGAAAUAAUGUAUACUCAUGAUCAAACAUUUAGCAGCCUUGGAAGACGCAUAUUCGAUGUAUCUAUUCAAGGACAAGUCGUUUUGAAGGACUUCAAUAUUAUGGAGGUAGCUGGAGGAGUUGGCAAGGGAAUAGUAAGGGAGUUUGACGAUAUCUAUGUUGGUGAUAGCAGUUUAGAGAUCCACUUAUACUGGGCAGGGAAAGGAACCACUGCGGUUCCUGACAGAGGUGUCUAUGGGCCACUUAUAUCUGCUAUUUCUGUGACACCAAACUUCAAAGUGGACACCGGAGGGUUAUCGACCGGAGCUAUAGUUGGCAUUGUAAUUGCUUCAUGUGUGGGUGUUAUAUUAAUAUUGUUCGUUCUCCGAAUGAGAGGUUAUUUGGGCGGGAAAUAUGACGAAGAUAAAGAACUUCGUGCACUGGAUCUCCAAACUGGUUAUUUCUCAUUAAGACAACUCAAAGCAGCUACCAAUAAUUUUGGCGCUGCAAAUAAGAUAGGAGAAGGAGGAUUUGGGCCAGUUUACAAGGGUACACUGUCGGAUGGUGCAGUAAUUGCUGUCAAGCAACUUUCUUCGAGAUCAAAACAAGGGAACCGGGAAUUCGUGAACGAAAUAGGCAUGAUAUCAGCAUUACAACAUCAAAACCUUGUGAGACUGUAUGGCUGCUGUAUUGAAGGAAACCAGUUGUUGCUCGUUUAUGAGUACUUGGAAAACAACAGUCUUGCUCGUGCACUUUUUGGUCCAGAGGACCAACGGCUUAAUUUGAACUGGGAAACGAGGAAGAAGAUAAGCAUGGGCAUUGCAAGGGGAUUGUUUUACCUUCACGAGGAAUCGAGGUUGAAAAUAGUACACAGAGACAUAAAAGCAACUAAUGUGCUGCUUGACAAGGACCUAACUGCUAAGAUAUCUGAUUUUGGUUUAGCAAAACUUGAUGAAGAAGAGAACACCCAUAUCAGUACAAGAAUAGCCGGAACAAUAGGUUAUAUGGCACCUGAAUAUGCAAUGAGGGGCUACCUGACUGACAAAGCAGAUGUCUACAGCUUUGGAGUUGUUCUUUUAGAGAUUGUUAGUGGGAAAAGCAACACAAAUUACAGGCCAAAGGAGGAGUUUGUUUACCUUCUCGACUGGGCCUAUGUCCAGCAAGAACAAGGAAACCUUCUAGAACUUGUAGAUCCAAGCCUUGGUUCGAACUAUUCCGCGGAAGAAGCAGUAAGGAUGCUUAACUUGGCACUCUUGUGCACCAAUCCAUCCCCCACAUUGAGGCCAUCCAUGUCUAUGGUGUUGAGUAUGCUCCAGGGCAAGACUCCAGUACAAGCGCCAUUAGUAAACCGAGGUUCAAAUCCAGAUGCAAGGUUCAAGGCAUUCGAGAUACCAUCACACGACAGCCAAACAAAUAUCUCAACUUUCUCUCACAACAGUCAGCAGGAUCAGAGAAACAUAUCGAUUGAUGGACCAUGGAUUGAUUCCUCAAUUUCGAUCCACAGCACGGAUGGGAUUGAAAGUUCUACAUCAAGAGAGCCCCUUAUGAAGGAUCUUUAUGAUGUAAACUUAGAUUGAUGAACGACAAAAGUCGAGCAAGUAUGGUUAAAUUUUUUUUUUUUACUUUAAUUUUGAUGUUGUAAAGUAAUAGUUAUGAAGAAGAUUUAUACAAACACUUUGAUUUUUUAUGCAAAGAGGAGGUGAUGGGUUGGUUAACGAUUUCGUUGUUGAUUGGUUAGUGUUAUUUUGAAAUGAGAC